AUGCGACCCGACCAGCUCAGGACAAAAGUUACAAAAAUCACUGCCAUCGACAAGGUCUUUUCUACUCAAGAGACUGUAGCGCAGACGGCAAGCCAAAAACUCUCACAACCCGCAUACAUUAUUAUAACGCAAGAAGGUGACAAACCGAUCAGUGAGAACACGAUGCGACGAAGAUUCAACGGACCCCACAAACCGCCGGGAUGUGCCGCAACUCAGGAGAGUCGUAAUUCGAUUGCGCCUGCCCAAUCCACCACUCCAUUCCGACCGAGAAGCAAUUAG
This is a messenger RNA of Necator americanus (New World hookworm), 279 nucleotides long. RefSeq lists its product as uncharacterized. The record is from RefSeq and is a predicted model, not a curated record. The transcript has 2 exons. The coding region runs from base 1 to 279 and encodes 92 amino acids. NCBI's taxonomy places the organism in Eukaryota, Metazoa, Nematoda, Chromadorea, Rhabditida, Ancylostomatidae.